Molecule: messenger RNA, 1715 nt
Organism: Raphanus sativus (radish)
Lineage: Eukaryota; Viridiplantae; Streptophyta; Magnoliopsida; Brassicales; Brassicaceae
Product: (Z)-3-hexen-1-ol acetyltransferase
Exons: 3
Coding region: 73-1557 (494 amino acids)
Source: RefSeq, a predicted model, not a curated record
AGCCAACAAAAAAGUACCAAACCAACAUAUUUUUAAAAUGUGCAUUAUUAUGUUCAUGUGUGUUUAUAUAUUAUGUGGUUAAUACACUGUCUUGUGUUUAAGUCUAUCCUCAGAAAAGACUCAAAAACCAUGGACUAUCACGUGUCUUUGCCACCAUCCACCACCACAUGUCUCUCCUUUAAGGUGCAUCGCCGGCAGCCUGAACUGGUCACUCCGGCUAAGCCAACGCCACGAGAGCUCAAGCCUCUUUCCGACAUAGACGACCAACAAGGAUUAAGAUUUCAAAUUCCUGUUAUCUUUUUCUAUAGACCUAACCUUACAAGUAAUCUUGAUCCCGUCCAAGUAAUUAGGAGAGCUCUCGCGCAGACGCUGGUUUACUAUUACCCGUUCGCUGGUAGGCUCCGGGAAGGUCCUAACCGAAAACUUUCUGUGGACUGUACCGGAGAAGGCGUUUUGUUCAUUGAAGCCGACGCUGACGUUACGUUUGCUGAGUUGGAGGAAGCUGAUGCUCUUCUUCCUCCUUUCCCUUGCUUAGAAGAGCUUCUCUUUGACGUAGAAGGGUCCAGUGAGUUACUUAACACUCCGUUGCUUCUCGUUCAGUCCUUAAUCAGACCUUCGGCAAAGGGAAUUUUCACCUAUGUGAAAGUCAUAUCAAUGGUCACGCGGCUUAAGUGCCGUGGAUUCAUCUUUGCCCUCCGUUUCAACCACACCAUGACCGAUGGAGCCGGUCUGUCCCUCUUUCUGAAAUCACUAUGCGAGUUGGCAUGUGGAUUACACGCACCGUCGGUUCCACCAGUGUGGGAGCGAGAGUCGCUGAUUGCGAGUGCCUCUACGCUUGUGACACAUACGCACCGCGAAUAUGACGAUAAGGUGGAACCUGAAGCGGUAGUUGUCGGAGACUUUUUAGUUAGUAGGUCUUUCUUUUUUGGUCCGGACGAGAUCGCCGCUAUAAGGAGACUCCUCCCGACCGAUCUCCACAACACCACUUUUGAAGCGAUGACAUCGUUUUUGUGGCGUUGUCGAACUGUUGCACUGAGUCCCCACCCCAACUCCGAGAUGCGAAUGACAUGCAUCGUCAAUUCACGUUCCAAACUUAGCAACCCGCCUAUACCAUCCGGUUACUACGGUAACGUUUUUGCCAUUCCAGUGGCGAUAGCUACUGCAAAAGAUCUGAUGGAGAAGCCGCUUGAGUUUCCUCUGAGGUUGAUACAAGAGGCAAAGAAGAGCGUGACAGAGGACUACAUACGGUCGAUGAUGGCAUUAAUGGCAACCAGAGGGAGGCCUAUGUUUGUGGCAGCUGGGAACUAUAUAGUGUCGGAUUUGAGACAUUUUGAUUUAGGAAAAGUUGAUUUCGGGCCGUGGGGUAAACCUGUGUACGGUGGUACCGCUAAGGCUGGUAUCGCAGUGUUUCCAGGAGUGAGCUUCUACGUGCCGUUUAAGAAUAGAAAAGGUGUGAGCGGAACCGUUGUGGCAAUUAGCUUGCCGGUGCCAGCGAUGGAGAAGUUUGUAGAAGAGCUUGACGGUGUGUUAUACAAGUGUCUUAACGGACGCUUGUAAAAAAAAAACAUGCGUUCGAAAUUAAGUAAAUUAUCGUUAUGUCUUCGCUCUUAGAGCCAUUUGAUAUACAUUAUCAGUUAUGUAUUUAUUAUCAUGCCAUAUUGCCAUGCAUAUAUAGUAAAAUUGUCACAUCAUUAGCCCUAUAUAUAGGCAACGUA